CCCAGAAGAAGGAUGGUCACCCAGCAUACCUGCCAUGAAGACGAGCUCCAUGACGGAGAGAUGCGGGAAGUCGAGGGGGCUGGAUACCCGGUGCUGCUGGCGAGGGAAGGCCUGAACAUCCGAGCGCUGGGCGGCCGAUGCCCACAUGCCGGAGCCGCCCUCUGCAAAGGCUACUUGGCAAAGGGCCAGUUGCGCUGCCCCUGGCAUGGUGCCUGCUUCUGCACCGAGACAGGUGACAUUGAGGAAUAUCCCACCCUGGACUGUCUGCCUGUUUUCCAAGUAACCGUGCAGGAGGGGCAGGUGCAUAUUUCAGCCAGGAUGAAGGAUCUGGAGAGCAGCCGCAGAGUGAAGCCCAUGGCCCAAGAGUGCCAGCUGGAUCCCCAGACGGUUCUGCUGCUGGGAGCCGGCCCGGCAGCCCUGACCUGCGCAGAAACCCUUCGGCAAGAGGGCUUCCCUGGCAGGAUCAUCAUGGCCACCUGGGAGAACCACCUUCCCCACGACAGGACAAAGCUGACCCAGGACUUGGGGGCCCCAGCGGAGAACCUCUAUCUCCGAAGUCAGAGGUUCUUGGAUGCCCACGACAUUGAAGUCUGGAAGCAGAGCGAGGUGGUCUCUCUGGAUCCUGCAGGCAAAACGGCCCACUUCCGGGAUGGGGCAUCUCAGGCGUAUAGCAACCUGCUGAUCGCCACAGCAGCAGGGAUGGAGGUAGCAGCCAGCCUCGUCGGCAAAAGCAGC
This is a messenger RNA of Notechis scutatus (mainland tiger snake), 735 nucleotides long. The record is from RefSeq and is a predicted model, not a curated record. Lineage: Eukaryota; Metazoa; Chordata; Lepidosauria; Squamata; Elapidae.